Molecule: messenger RNA, 918 nt
Organism: Papaver somniferum (opium poppy)
Lineage: Eukaryota; Viridiplantae; Streptophyta; Magnoliopsida; Ranunculales; Papaveraceae
Exons: 1
Coding region: 1-918 (305 amino acids)
Molecular function (GO): nucleic acid binding; RNA-DNA hybrid ribonuclease activity
Source: RefSeq, a predicted model, not a curated record
AUGUACCAGGAGACUUCUCGUCAACCACCAGUGGAUACAGGUAUGAGGAAAAUCUACGGCAGAUUAUGGAAACUACCAACGGUUCCAAGAAUCCGUCAAUUUCUGUUGAAAGCCAUCUCCAAUUUUCUAUCUACUAAAGACGUGUUGGGUAGUGCAAUUGUGGGUGAUGAUACUCUAUGUCCACUGUGUGAACUUCAAGAGGAAACCGCAACGCAUCUAAUACUGCACUGUAAUUUUUCUAGAGCAGUAUGGUUUGCAGUGUUGGGCUGGACUUCUGAUAACAAUGGUUCUCUCUCGGAAUGGAUUAUUAGUUGGUUCGAUAGCCUGUUCAAUGGUACAAUCACAGGAAAUGAUCUAGUUAGUAGAGCAAUCAUUGCCUGGAAUAUUUGGAUGGAAAGAUGUGCAAAAGCUUUCAACAACAGUAAUGCUUCUCCGGAUGCAAUUAUUCAGAAAUGUAAGAACAUGGUUUCUGAACACUCAAACAGGAUUACAAUUCCCUCUCAGCUUACUCCUAGAAUUAAUCUUCAAAAUGUUAAUUGGAUUCCUCCUCCAAUUAGUUUUUUGACUUUAAAUUGUGAUGGUUCUUUUGAUUAUAAUAAUCUUUUAGGUGGUAUUGGUCUAAUAAUAAGAAAUUUUGCAUGUAUGCAACAAGAAGCAAGGUGCAUUAGCAUGAAUGAAGCUAGGAGUGCAGAACAGGUCGAAUGUAUGGGUUUGUGGAGCUCGGUGCAAUGGGCAAAGGAUUUAAAGCUUGAACGAGUUCACUUUGAAAUGGACGCUAAAGUGGUAGUAGACGCUGUCAAUAACGACAAUAGUGCCAUGGAUUGGAGACUUCUUAAUAUUAUUCUAGACAUUAAAAAUCUUUUUCAAAUUUUAGUUCUUGGAAACUCUCUUAUGUUCCUAAAGAGAGAAAUAAAGUAG